AUGGAACCUUUCCCCAUCCGCAACUUAGGUACAUAUGACUGGAAAGAACUUGAGAAUAGAUAUUACAAAGUCAUGGAGCAACACAAAGAAGCAGAAGAUGCCCUCCAGAACCAUAUCUCCAGAAUGCUAGAGGUUAUUUUCAUGGCAUGGUCUCAAACCACUAUUACGCGUGACGAAACAAGAGCCUUGAAAAGAUUCAAGACCCAGAUGCAUUAUGUUCAGCAUUCCGAAGAGAGCUUAGAUAAGAAGAAGCGACAUUAUACCGAUGUUGUCAAGGCAUUUGAGAGUGCUCUCGCAUUGCUGGAUGACCGUCUUUAG
Molecule: messenger RNA, 318 nt
Organism: Aspergillus uvarum CBS 121591
Lineage: Eukaryota; Fungi; Ascomycota; Eurotiomycetes; Eurotiales; Aspergillaceae
Exons: 4
Coding region: 1-318 (105 amino acids)
Source: RefSeq, a predicted model, not a curated record